Molecule: messenger RNA, 2770 nt
Organism: Nothobranchius furzeri (turquoise killifish)
Lineage: Eukaryota; Metazoa; Chordata; Actinopteri; Cyprinodontiformes; Nothobranchiidae
Source: RefSeq, a predicted model, not a curated record
GCGCAAGAGCCCCCACCCGAGAACUCUUCCCCCAGCGUCACGGAGCGGUGCAGCAACAGCCCGUCACGAAGAAACGGAGCGAGAAAGAGAGGCAGCAUUGCCGCCCAUUCCCUUCGAGCAUCUCCAUCCACCAGCACCAGAGUCAGGCGGGAACAAGAUCUCUGUCCUACCGUCCUCCGGUGUCCGUAGUCCCCCGCUCUUCCUCCACAACAUGUCCGUCGGUAGCGACUUCGGAAACCCCCUAAGAAAAUUCAAACUGGUCUUUCUCGGGGAGCAGAGUGUUUUCAGGUCUGGGUGUGGCUGGUGAGACUGAACUAAGCAUUCGCAAUAAUGUGGUUGGCUUGGUUUCCGGAACUGCGCUGCUCUGGGUGGCUGCAUGUUGGAGUAGAUCUGUUGACUAUAUUUGGAAAGACAUCUCUGAUCACACGGUUCAUGUAUGACAGCUUCGACAACACAUAUCAGGCAACAAUUGGAAUUGACUUUCUGUCGAAAACGAUGUACCUGGAGGACCGAACGCUCUCUCUCUCUGAACCCCAGGUGAGGUUGCAGCUCUGGGACACAGCGGGACAAGAGCGCUUUAGGAGCCUCAUCCCCAGUUAUAUACGUGACUCCACUGUGGCCGUGGUGGUCUACGACAUAACAAAUGUCAAUUCAUUCCAGCAGACGACAAAAUGGAUUGACGAUGUGAGGACGGAGAGAGGAAGUGAUGUCAUCAUUAUGCUCGUUGGCAAUAAAACAGACUUGGCAGACAAGAGGCAAAUCACAAUCGAGGAAGGAGAACAGAGAGCUAAAGAGAUGAAUGUCAUGUUCAUAGAGACCAGCGCUAAGACUGGUUACAACGUCAAACAGCUGUUUCGGCGUGUUGCAGCGGCUCUGCCAGGGAUGGAGCGUAUGCAAGAAACAAGCAAAGAAGGCAUGAUUGACAUCAAGCUGGACAAACCGCAGGAGCCCCAGACCACCGAGGGCGGCUGCUCCUGUUAAUGCCCACUGUCCGUCCUGGAAUACCAUCCACGUGUCACACGCUUAUUAUGUUGCUUGCCAUUGGUUAACCUGCUGUUGACUUUGCACGUUCAGAUCCUGGUUUCCUAUUCCAACCACAAAAACGAUUGGUUGGAAUCAGCAAUAUGUGAAAUUGGGUCUCCUUUGUCAACAAAACUGCCAAAAAAGUCUAAAAUAUAAAAACAUCUGCCCCAAGUCUCAUCUGAGUAUACAUUUAUAUGUAGAAAAGAAAAGUUUGUUUCUUUGUUUUGUAUUUUCAGGAAAAUCUUUGUUUUUUCCUCCUUUUUUUAAAGAAACAUGCAAGUUUGCUCUGGAAUUGAGAGCUAACAUGCAGACAGGACAAGAGCAGCAGCAGAAAUCGUGCUCCUGUCAUUUCUUCCGUCUCUAUCGGAUCUAUACUUCACUUUUCAACCUUUCCAAGCCAAUCGCAGCGUUCCUGCCUGUAGCUCCGCUGGUACUGUUUCUGUUUGAGACGUUGCGGAACAAAGUGAGCUGUAACAUCCAGAGUAUCUAAUGCAUGCUAGUUGUGAAGCACAGGUGCUGCCUACCUGUGUACAUGAGUAAAAAAACAAACACAAUUGUUAAUAUUCCACCAGUGAGUUGAUGCACUCUCUGCAGUUUCUGUUUACAUGACUUGAGAACAUUGUUUUGCUGUGUGUGUACUUUUGUGCUUUCUGUACAGACAGCGUUCGAAUGCCGUUCCACUGAGGGCCACUGCCACACCGCGUCAUCCUCGCAUCACAGCGCUUUGUAGGACACCUCCAGUCGGGAGGAUGUCAGGUUUUCUCCGGCUGCUGUGGUUAAUCUGGUAGUUUUUUGUGUCGGAGAAACGUGGACCCAAAGUUCUCUGUGUGGUGGUCAGACAGACCCUUAGUAUGGUAAACAUCUCGUUUCCUGACUAAAGACGAAUUUGCACAUGUAGACCUUUCAGGUUGUUCUGAAAUGGAGAGAAGCUUCGUUAGAAUUGUACAGUCGCUUCAUUCAAAGACACGUGUGAUUGUUAGAGAAACUCUUAGUCUGUUUUCAUUCUUUUCUUCUUUUUUUUACUGCUGCUUGUGUUUUUAAACGGACUACUGAAGUUGAUGUUUUUGGAAUUGUGCUUUCUGCUCUCCCUCUCCAACGUUCUGGUGGUGAAGUCAGCCAGAGUUAAGAACACUACUGAGAUUUAACUCGUCUUUGUUGUGAAAACUUUAUUGCACUUUUUAAGAACACGGUUUAGAUUCGGAGUGAAAGAAACUAAUAAAAUAAUUCUGCUCCAGAGAAUCAGGAAAUUCUUGAAGUAGAAGACGUGCUCAUGAAGGAAGCACGAUGGGGAAACGUGGUGAUAAAGAGACGGGUUUGGUUUAAUAAGUCAUCUUCAGCAUAAAACGGGAUGAAGUUCACUUCCCUCAGCUACCUACCUGUACAUCAUAAGACCUUUGGUUUCUCAGAAACCUUCAGCUCUCCUCACCACACAACCUCUUACGGAGUUAUUUUUGAAGGAGAUAUUUGUUUUGUUCUAUUAAAGCAUAAAAUGGUUCAUCUUUCUAUGGAAACUGCGUUGUACUUGAAGCUCCUAAAGCGGAAGAGUCCACCUGAUGGCCCAUUUUAACUUUCCAUGGAAACUGACCAAGUCAUCCUAGUCUGUGUGUAGGAGGAUACCACGCCUUGCAGGUGUGUGUGUGUGUGUGUACAGUCACAGUUUAGUGCAGCAGACCUGGGUCUUCAUCCACACUACAGAGAUCUAGCAUGUCUCUCCAAAUGAUUAAUAAACCUCUUAUUACCAAAGUUA